This is a messenger RNA of Actinia tenebrosa (Australian red waratah sea anemone), 1182 nucleotides long. RefSeq lists its product as uncharacterized. The record is from RefSeq and is a predicted model, not a curated record. Lineage: Eukaryota; Metazoa; Cnidaria; Anthozoa; Actiniaria; Actiniidae.
AUGGUAACCCAUCGAGUUCAUUUUUCAUGGCUUGACUACUACGUCAUUUCUGUCCGUCCUUACGUACCUACGGGCGCCCGUGUACAAACCACAGGGAUCCCGCUUGAUUCCAAAGCAAAACUACUAGCAAACCCGGCGAAUGGACAUUAUGUGCCACCUAUAUUGAAUUUUAUACAUCCUCAAGGUCAACUCACUUUCACCAUUAGAAUCAAAGUGAAAAGGGUAAAGACGAAGUAUUGCCAUCUUGAAACACUUCUCCACAUUGUGCCAAACUUCAAUAACGACAUCAACAUGAAAUUUGGUCUCGCCAAAUGUGUCAAAGCUACUUUCAAGAAAGGUAAACUAACAAAGAAAUCGAACAUUCAAAUUGAUAUUGACACAGUCAUUAAAGAACUUGACCAAGAGAAAACCUACAAGUACCUAGGCAUCGAUGAAAGUGAUGGAAUACAGCAUUCAAAUAUGAAAGAAAAGGUGAGAAAAGAGUACUAUCGAAGACUCCGAUUGGUACUACAGAGUGUGUUGAACGCAGCCAAUAAGAUCCAGGCUAUCAACACCUUAGCAGUACCUGUAGUAUCAUACAGUUUCAACAUCAUCAAAUGGAAGUUAAGUGAAAUCAAAAGAUUAGACGCAAAGGAGAGGAAAUUCCUAACAAUGAACCGCAUGCAUCAUCCUAAAGCGGAUGUUGAGAGAUUAUAUGUCAAGAGAAGAGAGGGAGUUAGAGGACUUGUCCAGAUAGAAAACUCAUACAUUAAGAUCUCAACUAUUGGUCUGGACAUGUACUUCAAAAUCGACGUUUCCAUAAUUGGGAAAACAAAAAGGAUAAAGAGCACCUACAAAGAUCAUCUGCAAAUGAAACAAUGUGAAAAAUGGGAGUCUAAUCCCCUUCAUGACCAGUACAUCAGGCAAGUCAACAAAGCAGAUGUCGACAAACAGAGAACACACAGUUGGUUAAAAGGAACAGAUUUGAAGUCGGAGACAGAGGGGCUUAUUAUAGCAGCACAAGACCAGAAGCUGCCCACAAGGUAUUACGACAAUAAGAUCAUGGGAAAACAUGUUAAUACUAAAUGCAGAAUCUGCGGUGAUCACGACGAGACUAUCGACCACGUCAUAUCUGGAUGUCCUGUUCUUGCAAAGAAGGAAUACAUAGAAAGACACAACAAAGUUGGAAAAUAUGUUCAUUAG